AUGAGCAACAUCCGGCAGAUCUCUAUCACCCUCAGUGGACACACAAGACCUGUGGUUAAUUUGGAUUUUAGCGAUGUAACGGAUUGUGGCUACUUCUUAAUUUCAGCAUGCAAAGAUGGAAACCCAAUGCUACGUCAGGGCGACACUGGAGAUUGGGUUGGUACCUUCGAAGGUCACAAGGGUGCUGUGUGGGGUGUAACAUUGAAUGGGCAAGCCACCCUGGCGGCAUCUGGAGCUGCUGAUUUCUCCGGGAAGGUGUGGAAUGCCAUCACGGGGGAGCUCAUUCAUAGCUUUAUGCAUAAGCACAUUGUGAAAUCCGUGGCAUUUGAUAGUAAUUGCGAGCAUCUCGUAACUGGAAGCAAUGAAAAACUCAUUCAAGUAUUCAAUCUUGCAAAUCCAACAGCCGAAUCGGAAAAAUUUGCCGGACAUACAGCAGGAAUAAAGAAAGCCAUCUUCUGUCGCAAUGACAAAUGUAUCCUCAGCUGUGCUGAUGAUAAAUCCCUCCGACUCUGGGAUCGACUCUCUGGAAAGGAAGUCCAGAGGAUUGAUUUUGCAUCGAAUCCCCAAAGUCUUGAGCUAUCAUGCGAUAGGAGCAUCGUAACACUAACCAGUGGCAAUACAAUUACUUUCCUUGAGAAUGAAACACUAAAUAAGGUGAAGGAGAUUGUUACUCCUUCACCACUUGCAUCAGCCAGUCUUCAUCCGGAUAAGCAUUUUGUCGUUUGUGGCGGAGAUGAUUUUAAACUCUACAAAUACGAUUAUGUCACCGGAAAUGAAAUUGAUUCGUUCAAAGGACAUUUUGGUCCGGUGCACGCAGUUAAAUUCAGUCCGGACGGAGAGCUCUUUGCCAGUGGCUCCGAGGAUGGUACACUGCGCCUGUGGCAGACUACAGUCGGUAAAACAUACGGCUUGUGGAAGUGCACAGAACCCACGGAGAUUGUUGCAUCUGUUUUCAAUUCGGCUAAUCGUGAGGUGUCGGCAUCGUAAAAAAAAAAGAAUUUGCAGAAGAUAGAAAGGAAUAAAAUGCAAAUAAAAAAUGAAAGAAUUUAAAUGAAAAAAAA
Lutzomyia longipalpis is the source of this 1061-nucleotide messenger RNA. RefSeq names its product serine-threonine kinase receptor-associated protein (gene wmd). The record is from RefSeq and is a predicted model, not a curated record. Gene Ontology annotation, cellular component: SMN complex. NCBI's taxonomy places the organism in Eukaryota, Metazoa, Arthropoda, Insecta, Diptera, Psychodidae. Gene Ontology annotation, molecular function: protein binding; RNA binding. The coding region runs from base 1 to 987 and encodes 328 amino acids. The transcript is spliced from 5 exons. Gene Ontology annotation, biological process: spliceosomal snRNP assembly.